AUGCAGAAGAGUGUCAGUCUAUCCAAGCAUAAUUCUCUGAGACUGACAACUCAGCAAUCUCUUCGUCGUCUGGGUCUAUGUUCUCAAGUGUCGACUGGACAACAAACUUCACCUGUUGUCUUCCCUGAAAAACGUAAUAGCAGAGGAAAGGCUGCAAGUGCUAACAACGCUAAUCCUAAUGAGGCUAAGAGGGAUGAACAUAGGAUUGAUGUUGGAGAUGAGAAGUCUGACUUACUAGGAUAUGAAGUAUUCACAGGAAAGCUCUCUCUCGACAAAAGAAAAUCUUGUCAAAACCUUGAGGUACAGACUUCGGAGAGUUCAAACUCGGAUGCAGUUGAUGCUAAAUUAACGAGCAAGGCACUGAUUUGGGGCUCUAACAUACUGCGGCUAGAUGAUGUGAUUUCGCUGUCGUGCUGUGUUGGUCUUAGACAUUUUACUGUCCAUGCAUAUCCUGUUAGAAAGGGUUCGUGUUGCCUUUUCACUAAAAGUGGGAGAAGUAGGAAGGACUUUCGUUUUUUCGCAUCCACCUCAGACGAUGCCAUUCAGUGGGUCAAUGCUUUUGCUGAUCAACAAUGCUAUGUUAAUUGCUUGCCUCACCCAAUGGCGUCUAAGAAACCGAGCUCAGAUCUGGUAUUCAACGAGUUUCCUCCUGAGUCAUAUAUAAGAUGUAAAAGUGCACCCAAAAUGCUCGUCAUUUUAAACCCUCGAUCCGGACGUGGUCGAUCAAGCAAAGUUUUUCAUGGUCUGGUUGAGCCUAUAUUCAAGCUCUCUGGAUUUGAGUUGGAAGUUGUUAAAACACAAUCUGCUGGUCAUGCUCGAAAACUUGCAGCCAGUGUUGAUUUCAGUACAUGUCCUGAUGGUAUUAUAUGUGUAGGAGGUGAUGGAAUCAUAAAUGAGGUUUUGAAUGGUUUACUCAGUAGAGAAAACCAGAAAGAAGCUAUUUCAAUCCCGAUCGGAAUCAUACCUGCUGGUUCUGAUAAUUCAUUAGUCUGGACGGUUCUUGGAGUUAGAGAUCCAAUAUCUGCAGCAAUAGCAAUAGUGAAGGGAGGUCUUACUGCCACUGAUGUUUUUGCUGUCGAGUGGUAUCAUACUGGAGCCAUUCACUUUGGGAUGACAGUAACAUACUUCGGUUUUAUAAGCGAUGUACUGGAGCUCUCCGAAAAAUACCAGAAACGAUUUGGCCCAUUGCGCUACUUUGUCGCCGGUUUUCUUAAAUUUUUAUGCUUGCCCAAGUACAGCUACGAGCUGGAAUACCUCCCAGCCCGAUUGGAAGCCCGUGAAGGCAAACUCCCAGGCGACCACGACGUCAUAGACAUGGCCGAGCUCUACACCGACAUAAUGCGUCGGUCGAGCAAGGAAGGCCUCCCCCGUGCUUCCAGCCUCUCGAGCAUCGACUCCAUAAUGACCCCGAGCCGCAUGUCGGGGGCCGAUGUCGACACAACCUGCAGCAGCAAUGAGCCCUCAGAUUACGUCCGGGCCAUCGACCCGAAAUCCAAACGCCUCUCGGCUGGAAGGAACAACAUAACCGGGCCCGGGCCUGAGCCGGAAGUCAUCCACCCUCCUCUCCCACUAUCGGCCACUCCGAACUGGCCCAGGACCCGAUCCAAGUCACGGAGUCGAGCCGGGCCAAAUGCUGCUAAUGACCCCACCAGAGGUUCGUGGGCCACAACCACAACUUACGACAGGGAGGAUAUCUCUUCGACGUUAUCGGACCCCGGCCCGGUUUGGGAUGCCGAGCCCAGGUGGGACUCGGAGCCCAACUGGGAUGUGGAGAACCCAAUUGAGCUGCCGGGUCCACCUGAGGGGUCGGAGGGAGAUGAUGUGAAGGAUAUGGAAAGUGUGGUGAGAUCAGAGGAAAAUUGGGUGGUCACGAAAGGUAAGUUUCUUGGGGUGCUCGUGUGCAAUCACUCGUGCAAGACUGUGCAGAGUUUGAGUUCUCAAGUGGUGGCCCCAAAGGCGGAGCACGAUGACAACACUUUGGACCUAUUGCUGGUGCGUGGGAGCGGGCGGUUUAAGCUGUUAAGAUUUUUCUUGCGCCUGCAAAUGGGAAAGCAUCUUUCCUUGCCGUAUGUUGAAUAUAUUAAGGUUAAGUCGGUCAGAAUAAAACCUGGAAAGCACACGCACAAUGGAUGUGGCAUCGAUGGUGAACUAUUCCCAGUGAACGGACAAGUCAUAUGUGCUGGUCGACAUCGCGAGCAAUGGAGGCCUGACGGGAAUUUCACGCCAGCCUGGGAGCGCGAUGGACAACGUGGCGGCGACUUCCAUGUUCAUGAGCAGAACAAUGCCAAUGCUUUCUCAGCGGCCUGGAAUCGCAAUUUCCAACGUACUACAGCGGACGCCAGGGACCGCGACGUGCCUCGCUGGAGCACGGACUUUGAUGAGCCCCCUCGCUUCGUCCAUCAUCGGGCAGCCGCGAGUUUCAACGACCAGCAGGGGCAUCGUCACACGGGCUGGAGUUUUGGGGAUCCCUCGGAGUUAGUGCCCGACGUGUGCAGUAUCUACGACGCUCCAGCAAUUUUUGAUGAGGAACCGGCUGGGCAGGCGGAAGAGGAGGAUUAUUCAGAUGAAGCUAUUGCCUUCAUGAAGAGAAUAGUAAUGCAGAGGGAAGUUGAUUGA
Striga hermonthica is the source of this 2616-nucleotide messenger RNA. The record is from the annotation of a GenBank genome assembly. NCBI's taxonomy places the organism in Eukaryota, Viridiplantae, Streptophyta, Magnoliopsida, Lamiales, Orobanchaceae.